Salarias fasciatus (jewelled blenny) is the source of this 6439-nucleotide messenger RNA. It is a transcript of the gene katnip, whose product is annotated as katanin interacting protein. The record is from RefSeq and is a predicted model, not a curated record. The transcript is spliced from 30 exons. Lineage: Eukaryota; Metazoa; Chordata; Actinopteri; Blenniiformes; Blenniidae. The coding region runs from base 273 to 5162 and encodes 1629 amino acids.
AGACCCUGGACACAUGAGAAAACACUGAAAAAAGUCCUUUCUGCCAAAGCUAAUGGCCUCCAAAGUGCUAUUAUUGUACGCGACCUAAUCCCCAGCGUGUGCUGGGUCUGUGCAGAUAGAGCGGCUUGGAGCGCUGCUUGUUCAGGGUGUGUUUGAAAAGCGAUGCAUUGACACCUGUGAACAAACAGCACAGAUUUCAUACAUUUGUCUGAACUGUGAGCAUCUCUCUUCCAAACAUGGGAUAGAGUCACGUGACCUCCUGCAGCCCCGCGAUGGAUGAACAGGAGAGCAAGAAGUGCCAAGGAGAGAAGCUCGUCCCUGCUGCUGUGGAUGACACCCUGGAUGAAUAUUUAAUCGAGCUCCAGUACAAAAACAGAAUCCUAAAGCGCCUUAAAGUGAAAGAUCCCAAACAGGUGGAGCUGGAGCGGCUGGAGCAGGGUUUCUCAAUCUAUCUCAACGGCGCCAACGCUGAAGCCAGCAGGAGGCGGCCCGAGGGCCCCGGCAAUAAGCCUGCCAGCUGUGCACCUGCGUGGAGACCUGCGCACACGGCAGAUGUCUGUAGAAGCGCCCACCAGCUAACUGAAGACCGCGGUAAUCCGGAGCGAGCCCCGAAGAAGAGGAGCCACACGGCCCCCGGGAAGGUCCAGAGGAGGGAAUGGGUGAAGGAAUCUGUUAAAAUUCGAACAAAGGAUGGAGCAAGUUUGCGGAUAUCUCCACAAACGUGCUACUCAGAAGAUUUUGAGCCCUAUGAGAGUGUAGACAUGGAGAGCUUUAGUCCACGCUCGCCCCGCAGCCCCUGGAGCCCGAGGGACCCCUGCAAGGCGUCCCGCUCCGCCAGCUCCAUGCCCGAGGGUCAGGGAGGUCAAGCGAGCCCGGAGCACAACGAGAAGGUCCUUCUCAACCUCGAGGAAGUGAAGGUUUUGCGGCAGAGCCUGGAGGUCAGCAUGCGCCGGAGCAGCCGCGACUCCGCAGGGGAGGAGUCGGACGAGGAGUGGAUCGAGGAGCAGAUCGAGAGGGACGAGAGCACGGAGAGCCUGGACGAGCUGGGGCUGCCCCUCACCUCCUCCAAGUCCUCCUCCUGCCCCCGGCCCAGCGACGCUCACAGCCACUUCAGCUCGGCAAACCUCAUCGUCCUGGACUUCGGACCUUCGCCCAAAGGUCACAAGCUUGAACGUUCUCUGUCUGCCAAAAGGAGAGAAAGUGUCGACCCCUUCAUUCCCACCAAGCCCGUCCUCGUGAAAAGCAAAACAUUAGAUCGGCCUCCGUCAAAAGACACCUGGGAUGUUCAGAGGUCAGCGAGUCGGGUGGAAAGACCCCUGUCAGCAGUCAGAAAGGCGUCGGUUGACGAGCGGGACUCGGAGGAGGUGGCGUGCCGAGUGCGACAGGCCAUCCAGAGGGAGAACGAGCCCGUGCAGAGCUCCGAGCGCGUCAGUCACAGCACGGCGAGAGGAGGCCAGAUGAUGAAUGGCUUCGUGCCCCACGGCCCCCACGACAGGGACGAGAACAACGUCACUCUGGCCAUGCAGAGAAUUACGCUCAUGGGCCCCAGGCAACAGCAGAAGCUGCUGAAGGCUCUGGAGGAGCUGGAGGCCGGACCCAGCCACAGCAUUCCUCAGAGCGUCAAACCCGAGUCCAGCAAGCCGCCGAGAAGACAGUCCUCGGCCGAGGUCCCCCCGGCGCUGUACGUCACCAUGGAGAUCCUGUCGAACUGGGGGAAUGCGCUGCAGGUGGGGCUGACCGAGCUGCAGUUUUUCUGCCCCAGAAACAAGAAGCUGUACGUGUCGCCUCACGACCUGGACAUCAGGAACGCCUACUACCCAGGAAACCUGGGGGCGCUCGUCAACGGAAAGGUCAAGACCACCAAAGAGCGUCACAUGUGGACGUGUCCGUUCCAUCCUCCCAUCCAGCUGUACUUCAUCAUCAGGAACACGGAGCACUCGCCGGACUUUGGAAUAUCUUCCAUCAGAAUCUGGAACUACAACAGGAGCCUCACUGAGCUUGACAUCGGCGCUCGCCAUAUAAAGCUGUACCUGAACAGCACGCUGGUGUUCGAGGGCGAGCUGGAGAAGGGAUGCGGGAACCAGGUGUUUGACUACGGCACGACGAUCGACCUCCAGGACUUCCAGGCCUCGGACUCGGUGUUUUCCAGCCCCGUGGCGUCGGGGCACCACCUGCGCGGCGUCAGCCCCCACCGCUAUGAGGACAGGAAGGCCGCAGAGAGCAGCGGCGCCCAGCGAUACCCGAGCGCAGCGCCGGACGCGGCGGGCCAGGCCAUGGUAGACAUGCAGGAGAAGUCUCUGGUGCCGCUGCCGCCAAUCGCUCCCUCGGCGGCCGCUUCCCCCUCCGCCCGCCGCUCCUCCACCCAGAGGAGCUCCUUCGACCUGUCGGCCUCGGAGGAGCCUCACGCCCUCAGGCCGCCGGCGGACCACGCGGCGCCGGCGGAGCAGACGGUCACCACCCAGCCGUCCUCCUCCCGGGUGGCCCCCCAGUGGCUGCAGCCGCUAAGCCGAGCGGCGCCGGAGGGCUGCGAGACCAGCCGGGAGAAGCCCAGGUGGCUGGUGCCCCAGCUCUCCGCGGACCACAAGCCCCCGGCGGCCGCGCCGUCCUCCAUGCUGCCGGAGCUGCCGUGCAACCCGGGCCGGGUGUGCCGGGGCGGAGAGCGGACCCUGAACGGGUCGCAGUGGAAGGGAGACUCCCUGGACCUGAGCUGCGACCUGCUGGAGGAGCUCGGGGAGCCCAAGGCGGACCGGCCCAUCAGCGGACGCAGGAGCUCGUUCAGGAGCUCCACAGCCGUCAGCCGGCAGGCGGAGGAUUCCCUCAAAGCUGCGCCGCUGCCCAGUACCGAGGAGCCGGUGUCUCUGGUGAGCUUCGGCCGGCGGCAGUGCAGCGCCCGGGCCCAGCUGCACAGCCAGCAGGACGACACCCUCAUGGAGUCCUGGGACUCGCUCACCAAGUUCAACCAGUGCCAGCGCGGACGCAUCUCCAACAUGGGCUUCGAGGGCGACGUGUUCGACGAGUUCCUGCAGCGGCAGGGCCGCGGCGCGCCGGCGGUCCAGGUCAACCCGUCCUCGGCGCCCCGCAGCCCGCUGUCCUCCCUCACCGCCCAGGCGGCGCUCUGGGAGGCCGCGGACGACGACCCGUCGCUGGAGCGGGAGGACGAGUUCGAGAUCCCGGUGCUGCCGCAGGGCCAGCGGCUGGUGAUCAGCAUCCUGUCCACGUGGGGCGACCGCCACUACGUGGGCCUCAACGGCCUGGAGGUCUUCAGCUCCAGCGGCGAGCCCCUCCGGCCGGCCCACAUCCGCGCCGACCCCCCGGACAUCAACAUCCUCCCGGCGUACGGCAAGGACCCGCGCGUGGUGACCAACCUGAUCGACGGCGUCAACCGCACUCAGGACGACAUGCACCUGUGGCUGGCGCCGUUCACCCCCGGGCGCAGCCACACCAUCUUCCUGGACUUCGGGGCUCCUCACCAGGUCGCCAUGAUCCGCGUCUGGAACUACAACAAGUCGCGCAUCCACUCGUUCAGAGGCGUGAAGGAGGUGGAGAUGCUGCUGGACGAAAAGUGCAUCUUCAGGGGGGAGAUCGCCAAGGCGUCCGGGACCCUGACCGGCGGUCUGGACCAGUUUGGAGACACCAUCCUGUUCACGACGGACGACGACAUCCUGGAGGCCAUGUCCCGGUACGACGAAACCUUCCUCAGCGAAGGCGACGGCCCCGAGACGUCGGUGUACGAGGAGGAGCUGCAGCGACCGCGGACCGCCGACGGGGAGGGGGAGGAGCGACCUUUCACCCAGGCUGGUUUCAGAGAGGAAGACCUCGCUCUUAAACUUCAACUGAACCCCACCUUGAGCCAGUCUGAGGAGAGUCUAGAACACACUCCUGGGAUGUACACUGGAAAGUGCCUUCGACUGGAGCUGGUGCUGACUUGGGGGGAUUCUUACUACAUGGGGCUGACGGGACUGGAGGUGGUGGGUAAAGAUGGAGACGGCUUACCUCUAGACCUCAGCAUGAUGGCCGCCUCGCCCAGGGACCUGAACGACCUCCCAGAGUACGGACGUGACCCUCGCACUCUGGAUAAGCUGAUUGAUGGCCACAACAUCACCACUGAUGACCAGCACAUGUGGAUGAUCCCUUUCUCCUAUGGAGAGCCCCACACUCUGAAUAUCACCUUCAGCAAGGCACAAACCAUCGCCGGACUCCGGAUCUGGAACUACAACAAAUCUCCCGAAGACUCCUACCGAGGGGUGAAAAUGGUCUAUUUGUACGUGGAUGACGUCCCCAUCUCGCCACCCGAGGGGUUCCUGGUCAGGAAAGGGCCCGGGCACUGCCACUUUGACUUUGCACAGGAGAUCCUGUUUGUUGACUUCCUCCAGAAGCCUUCUGACGGCAAGAGCACCGAGGAUUUCCACAGGAGAAACUCCAAGAAACAGGAACAGGCCAGCAUGGACUACGAAGCUCCCAUCAUGCCCUGCGGCUUCAUCUUCCAGCUGCAGCUGUUAACGACCUGGGGAGAUCCGUAUUACAUCGGCCUCAACGGCCUCGAGUUCUACAACCAGAACCACGAGAAGAUCAGCCUGAGUGACAACAACAUCGCAGCGUUCCCAGACAGCGUGAACGUUCUGGACAAUGUGAGCGGCGACGUGAGGACGCCGGAUAAAUUAAUAGACGGCGUCAACAGCACCCAGGACGGGAGACACAUGUGGCUCGCCCCCGUGCUACCUGGACUGGUGAACCGUGUGUACGUCAUCUUCGAUCAGCCAGUGACUGUGUCCAUGAUCAAGCUGUGGAAUUACUCCAAAACCCCCCAGAGAGGAGUGAAAGAGUUUGGGCUGCUGGUGGACGACCUCCUCGUGUAUAACGGCACCCUGGGCUGCGUGGGCCACGUGACCCGAGGCAUCCUGCCGACCUGCGACCCCGUGGUGCCCUACCACACCAUCCUGUUCACGGACAACGUGUACGUGGCGCACCGCGAGAGGAACACCGUCAUCAGCCCACGUGGCCGCAGACCCCUCCACCAUAACUACGUGGAGGAUCAGGACGUGAAGAUGACCAAUGAGAACCAGAUCGUCCAUCACAGCAACAAGAAGCAGACGGCCGACCCAGCUCUCCGGCCGAAAACCUGCAUGACGGACGGAGGGAAGCACGGGAAGAGGAGGUACUGACAGCCAUGGACGCCAUAUCCUUAAAAAAGGAGCAGAACUGAAGAGGUGGACCUCAAACUGACUGUUUCCAGUCACUGUUUUCGGCGGGGGUGGGGGUUCUAAUGUAAAAGCCUCCCUCACGUCCCAGCGGACCGAGCUCCCACACCGAGACGCACAGGGUUCCACGCUACGGGUGGAUGAUUUCCUCCCCUUUGCCAUUCACACACAGACAAACCGAACAGCGCCGUCCCUCCAGCCGAUCCUCUCUCAGCCCGACUAUCGUGCCUCGCUCUACUCGCCAUGUCUGGCUGGCUGUCAUUUCUGUGCUGCGGACUUCAUGCUGAUUGUGGCGUGUAAAUACUGCUGGGGGAACGGCCACACACUCACACACACUCACACACACACACACGUUUAUCUUUGUUUUUUUAAAUUCACCGAUGAGCCUGGACUCUCGGCUCCUGGCCUGUUGGACGUGAGAGCUCACACUCCGUCCUGCACACACACACACACACACACACUCCGACUGUGACGCUAUGCAGCCAUCGAUUUCUAUAUGAUAAACACUGAUAUCUGUCGGCUAGUAUAUUUAAAAAGCCUGGUGUUCUCCGUGAGUCGCUUUCAAGGAGGUUUUCACCUCCACAAGGUUUAUAUUAAUGGAAAGUAAGAUAAUAGGAAAAAAAAAUCCGUUUUUGUAUAUUUCAGCUCCGCGGUGUACGAGUAUGUUAACAACCACAUUUAUUUGGCUUUAUUAAAUUAGGCUCGGCGUCAGGUAGAGGAAGCUGGUCUGCAGUCCAAGUGACCUUGAAGUUGCUUUGUACUUGAAGACUUCUGGAGUCGGCCAUCACUGGAGCCAAAAAACAAGCCGUUCGGCGGAAAGUUGUGACAAAUGUACACACAGCUCACAGGCAACUUAUGAUAUGCAACUAUUAUAAACUGACCUCAGUUUGAGAGGAGUGGUGUUUAGAGUAAAUAAAUAUGCUUCUUUCUGUACAUUAAACCUCGGUAAUCUGUGUUUUCUCUCAUUCAAUCUUCUCUGUAGUUGCAUGAGAAAGUCUCCUCAGCGCUGUUUUCUAGUUUACUGAAGAUAUUUUUUUUGUUUUUAGGAGUUUCUCUCGCUUCAUUCGGCCCUGAUGUACAGUAUUUCCCACUCCUACCGGGGGCUCACUGGAUACGAAAUGCAGUUUUAUGUAUUUAAUUUGGGCUUGUCCAGCAGCAAACCCCCCCCCCCCCGACACUACGUAACUCACUCCCGCUCUGCCGGAUGCCGGCUGCUAUUGUGUGUGUGCGCGUGCGUGUGU